Messenger RNA from Pollicipes pollicipes, 1105 nucleotides. RefSeq names its product mitochondrial pyruvate carrier 1-like. NCBI's taxonomy places the organism in Eukaryota, Metazoa, Arthropoda, Thecostraca, Pollicipedomorpha, Pollicipedidae. Gene Ontology annotation, cellular component: mitochondrial inner membrane. The record is from RefSeq and is a predicted model, not a curated record. The transcript is spliced from 5 exons. Bases 62 to 517 code for a protein of 151 amino acids. Gene Ontology annotation, biological process: pyruvate import into mitochondria.
UUCGCGGGCGGAGUUGGCUGUCCACUUAGUUUGGUUUGUUAUAAUAUAUAUUGCACAAAUCAUGGCUGCUUCAAGAAUAGCCAAGAAGAUUGCUGAUGUCAUGAAAAGCAAAGAAACGAGGGACUACUUCAUGAGCACCCACUUCUGGGGUCCUGUGGCAAACUGGGGCAUUCCACUAGCAGCAUUAGCAGAUAUCAAGAAAGACCCAGAAAUAAUUUCAGGAAAAAUGACUGUUGCCCUGACGUGCUACAGUGCGGUGUUCAUGAGAUUCGCCUGGAUGGUGCAACCCAGGAACCUGCUGCUGUUCGCUUGUCAUUUUACGAACGAGUGCGCCCAGAUCACCCAGCUGGGUCGCUUCAUCAACUACGAGUACCUGGGAGGCCGGGAGAAGAAGCUGGCAGCGGUGGCGGCGGCGGCUUCAGAAGGUCCAGGCUCGGAAUCGCCCGCUCCGGCCCCCAAACUAGGCGAACCCCAGUCCGACCCGAAAGAUAAGGUGAUAUUUGUCGGACAGAAAUAGUUUCCGAAUUUGCCGCGGUGAAGUGAUAACGGAUGCCUGGCACAGCUGAGCGCUGCUCAUCAUAGUUCGGUAAGCGGCAUUAUGGGAAUCGUAACCGCAACCGCGCGGCGUGAAACGUGCUUGUUCCUUGGUUGGAAGCGCAAUGCCAUCGUCGCGCGUUGUUUUGUAGUUGGUGGAGGAUGUCGUACGUGCAGUACAAGGUUGAAAGAGCUCUGCCUGGAUCUGCUGUGGGUUAGUAUGUUAGCGCGCUGGGGGGGAAAAGCGGGGUGACUUGGUCAGCUCUGCGUGUUUACUCAGGAGCGCUGAUCCGAGGUUUCCAUACUUGCCACAGCCGGCGCGUUGCGCACGCGGUGUGUAUCACGCAGGGACAAUUAAUGCUGUAUGCUAGCUGAAAUGUAAAUUUGUUACGUUUUAUGUUUGGAGUCCAUUGCAGUCGCGACCAGAUGCUACCUGAUGAAGUGUUGACGUGAGGUACACGUAAACGUGCAAUGGUUCCGUAACGACCUGUAAUACAGGGGUGGUUCAGACGAUGUAUUCGUGUAUGUGUGGUUCUCGCUUUGGAAAUGAUAAAAGAGUUUCAGAAACUUA